AACGACGACGUUCUGAAGCGCAAUGUAGUAGUCAACUAGUCACUCCCCCCCGGGCGGGGGUCUCUCAACUCGCAGACUGGGACUGAGACAGAUAAGAGAGAGAGAGAGAGAGAGAGAAGAUGAGAGGGUGUUUCCCGGCGCCGGCGUUCAUCUCCGGUGCGGCGAGCUCCGCAAUCACUCAAAUUGUUUGGGGAAGAAGAAAAGAUCCGUUGUUUCAAUUCUCAGUCUGGUCCUCAACUUCGUCUUGCUUAGUCUAUAAUAGCAAUAAGCAUGCUGAGCGGAGACGAAGGCGGUGGCUUUCGUUAUCAGAAGCAACAAGUAGAGGGAGAGGUGGACUACAGCAGCAACAAUGCGAGUGUGAAAGUGAAAGCAGAGAAGAUAAUGAAUGGGUGGUGGUCAAUUUUUACCAGUUUGUGUUGAUCAAAGACGCGGAGGCAGAAGUGGCCAAGCAUCUCAAUUUCUUGAAGGGGCGUGAUAUACGUGGGCGGAUAUAUGUGAAUGAACAAGGGAUAAAUGCGCAGGUAUUGCUUUCAAGUUUCAAUAGGAAUGAAAAUUGCUUGCUAGCUCAUACAGUUUUGGUUUAUGCGCAGUACAGUGGGCCGUCAAGAGACGCGCUUGCUUAUGUUGAAUGGGUGAGAGAGGAUGAGAGAUUUGCCAACUGCUUGGUGCAGAUUUCUGCAGCACCAACUGGGCAUGCCUUUCCAAAACUCAAGCUGCGGUAUAAGCCUUCACUGGUUCAGUUAGAAGGAGGUAUUAGUCAUCUUCCUUUGCUGGACCCUUCAAUGCGAGCUACACCUCUAGCACCAUCCGAGUGGAGGAAAAGAUUGGAGGCAGCGAACGGCAGCACUACUGCUGAUGCAUCAACUCAAAAUCCUAGACCAAACUAUAUUCUAUUGGAUGUUAGAAACGGUUAUGAGUGGGAUAUUGGUCAUUUCAGUGGGGCUCGACGGCCAGAUGUGGACUGCUUCAGGAGCACUUCGUUUGGGCUAUGCCAACCAGAGGUCAUUGCUGCAGAUCCGUUAGCCAACGUUGAUAAAGAAACAGAUAUAUUGAUGUAUUGCACUGGAGGUAUCCGUUGUGAUGUAUAUUCCACGAUCCUAAGACAACAGGGCUUUCAAAAUUUAUACACCUUAAAGGGGGGUGUCUCUCAUUACCUAAAAAAUGAAGGUCCUCUCCAGUGGGUUGGGAAUUUGUUUGUGUUUGACUCCCGUCUUUCUCUCCCACCUGCUGCCUACAAGCCUGAAGCCAUAACUGAACCAAACAGAGUUGAAGUUUCAGAGAACAAUACAUUUGCCAGAUGCUAUAUAUGUGGUUUAGAAGUCUGUGAGUUACGGCAUCGAAACUGCGCAAAUCUUGACUGCAACCUACUUUAUCUAUGCUGUAUGAACUGUGUUGAGGAUUUAAGAGGAUGUUGCUGUUCAAAGUGCACAACUGCUCCUCGACUUAGACCUGUUCUUCAGGGUCCCCAUAGAUAUGAAAAAUGGCACACGUACCGGGAUUUGAUAUCACAAAGCAAGUCGACAGCUUGAUCGGACUCAUAAGCAUAUGAACCAGGGAUUGCAUAUUCACAAAUCUAGUGUAGUGACCAAGCUCCUGUUUGCACGAGUGUUGUUAGCAAUUGGGGGAUGAAAAGUUUGGGGUGUGUGUAUAGUCAGCAAAGUUCAGCUUAGCAUGUAUUCCGAUUCUUUCAUUUAUCAUGUUUCCAGUAACUUGCAACUAAUACCGUACCUAUGUAAUUACAAUGGAACGAAUCUCUGAAGCAUUAGUUGGGACAAAA
Messenger RNA from Rosa chinensis, 1777 nucleotides. Its product is annotated as rhodanese-like domain-containing protein 8, chloroplastic. Lineage: Eukaryota; Viridiplantae; Streptophyta; Magnoliopsida; Rosales; Rosaceae. The record is from RefSeq and is a predicted model, not a curated record. Bases 120 to 1529 code for a protein of 469 amino acids. The transcript is spliced from 6 exons.